This is a messenger RNA of Motacilla alba alba, 5381 nucleotides long. It is a transcript of the gene SNED1, whose product is annotated as sushi, nidogen and EGF like domains 1. Gene Ontology annotation, biological process: establishment or maintenance of epithelial cell apical/basal polarity; cell-matrix adhesion; heterophilic cell-cell adhesion. Gene Ontology annotation, molecular function: calcium ion binding. The record is from RefSeq and is a predicted model, not a curated record. The transcript is spliced from 26 exons. Gene Ontology annotation, cellular component: protein-containing complex; plasma membrane. Lineage: Eukaryota; Metazoa; Chordata; Aves; Passeriformes; Motacillidae. The coding region runs from base 254 to 3631 and encodes 1125 amino acids.
AGGCUCGGGGCGUGGCCGGCAGGGUGAGGGCGCUCGGCGCGCCUCGCGGCUGAGGGGCCUCCGCUCCGCGCAGCGCUGCGGGCCGGCGCUCCCGGCUCCCGGCUCCGGGCAGCAGCUCCAGCAGCAGCCACCGCCCUCCCCGUGCCCCUCCGCGGGCGCCCUGCCCCGCCCCGCCCCGCCCCGCCCUGCCCCGCCCCCGCCAUGCUUCCGUGGCCGGUGCCCCGGUGAGAGGCGAGCGGCGUUGCCGGCGGCCAUGCGGGUCCUGGCGGGCUGGGCCGUGCUGGUGGCGCUGGGCGAGUGGCUGUGGGCCGGUGCGGAGGUGCCGCUGGGGGACUUCUAUCCCUUCGGGCCGGCCCAGGGCGACGCCGCCACGCGGAAGCAGGACGACGGCGGCUCCGAGCUCCGGCCCCUCUCCAUCCCCUUCCCCUUCUUCGGUGUGGGGCACACCGGCCUCUACGUAAACAACAAUGGGAUCAUCUCAUUCCUGAAGGAAGUCUCCCAGUUCACGCCGGUGGCCUUCCCCAUCUCCAAGGACCGGCGGGUGGUUGCUGCUUUCUGGGCAGAUGUGGAUAAUCGGCGGGCAGGUGAAAUAUAUUACCGAGAGAGCACCGAGCAGCCCAUCUUGGACAGAGCGAGCAGGGACAUUGCCCAGUAUUUCCCUGAGUUCCCGGGGUUUUCUGCACAGUGGGUCUUCAUUGCAACCUGGUACCGAGUCACCUUCUUCGGAGGCAACUCAUUUUCACCAGUAAACACUUUCCAGAUCGUCCUCAUCACGGAUGGCAAGCUUUCCUUCACCAUCUUUAACUAUGAGUCCAUCACCUGGACCACGGGUAUGCACGCCAGCAGUGGGGGGGACUUUGCUGGGCUCGGUGGCAUCGCGGCACAGGCAGGUUUUAAUGCUGGUGAUGGAAAGCGCUACUUCAACAUCCCCGGAUCCCGCACCGAUGACAUCGCUGACGUGGAGAUGACGACAAAUGUGGGUAUCCCCGGGCGCUGGGUGUUCAGAAUCGAUGAUGCCCAGGUGCAAGUGGGGGGCUGCAGCAAUACAACCUCUGUCUGCCUGACACUGCGGCCCUGCCUGAAUGGGGGGAAGUGUAUAGAGGACUGCAUCACAGGGAACCCCUCCUACACCUGCUCUUGCCUGGCCGGUUUUACUGGGAAGAGGUGCCAUGUUGAUGUGGAUGAGUGCCUCUCCCACCCAUGUCAGAACGGAGCCACCUGCCUUAACGGUGCCGGCACGUUCACCUGCAGGUGCCCGCCAGGCUUCAGAGGCAACAACUGCGAGACUGCAGAAUCGCCGUGUGAGAACAGGGUGUGCCAGAAUGGUGGGAGUUGCCAGGUGGUGAACAGGACAGCAGCAUGCUUGUGCCAGUCAGGGUACACAGGGGAGGACUGCCAAACAGAGGUGAAUGAAUGUGAGUCCAGCCCAUGCCUGAACGGCGGGCACUGCAUUGACCUGCUCGAUAACUACACCUGUGUGUGCCUGGAGCCCUUUGUGGGACAGCGCUGCGAGACAGAUUCAUCUUCCUGUGAGGACCGGAGUUGCCAGAACCGGCAGACGUGCAACUACAUCCGCCCUGGCCGCUAUAUCUGCACCUGCUCCCCGGGUUAUUAUGGCAACAACUGCCAGUAUGGUGGGCCCCGCAUGCCCGGCGCCUGCCUCUCCCACCCGUGCCAGAAUGCAGGCAGCUGUCUGGAGACUGAGCGGGGCUACGUCUGUGAGUGCCAGGAGGGCUACACUGGACAGGACUGUCGAGAACAGCUCUCUGAGGGCUGUGAAUGCCGUAAUGGGGGCAGUUGUCUGGAGGGGAAUGUCACCGUCUGCCAGUGCCUUCCUGGGUUUUUUGGUAUCCUCUGUGAAUUCGAAGUCACCACGACACCGUGCAACAUGAACACGCAGUGCCCGGACGGUGGGUACUGCAUGGAGUAUGGCGGGAGCUACCUCUGUGUCUGCCACACCAACUAUGGCACCAACCACACGAUGCCAUCCCCCUGCGACUCGGAGCCCUGCUUGAAUGGGGGGUCCUGCAAGGUUCAGGAUGACUCGUACAUCUGCGAGUGUCCUCAAGGCUUCCUUGGCGUGCACUGCGAGAAAGCCAAGCCUCGGCUCUGCAGCGCGGGGCCCUGCCGCAACGGGGGCACCUGCAGGGAGGCGGAUGGCGAGUACCGCUGCACCUGCCCCUACCGCUUCACCGGCAAGCACUGCGAGAUCGGUAAGCCGGACCCCUGUGCAUCGGGGCCCUGCCAGAACGGAGGCACCUGUUUCCACUACAUCGGCAAGUACAAGUGUGACUGUCCCCCAGGCUACACCGGCCGGCACUGCGAGAUCGUGCCCUCUCCUUGCUUUCUUAGCCCCUGUGAGAAUGGGGCUACCUGCGAGGACCUCGGCGGGGGCUAUGCUUGCACCUGCUCCGUGGGCUAUGUAGGGAAGCACUGCCAGUUUGAGGUUGAUUGUGGCAUCCCCAGUGAGGUGAAGCAUGCCCAGGCUUCUUUCAACUCCACCAAGGUGGGCUCACUGGCUGAAUACCAGUGUGAGCUGGGCUAUAUCCUGAGCCAGCACAACCAUCCCCGUGUCUGCCGUGUGCCAGGUGUCUGGAGCGACCCUCCCGAAUGUGAUGAGAUCGACGAGUGCCAGUCGCAGCCCUGCCUGAAUGGUGGCCAGUGCAAGGAUCGUGUCUCUGCCUUCCUGUGCUUGUGUGAGCCAGGUUACACCGGCUACCACUGCGAGCUGGGUAAGAGACCACGCCAGGCAUGCUCCAGGACUGUCACAAUCCCUUCCUCACCCUCCUGCCCUUGGGAAAGCCCCAGUGGAUUGCGAACUCCAUCGCAAGGAGCUAGGUUACCAGGAGCUGGGUGUGCUUGGAUCAGGGCUUCUUUCCCAGGACUCCCAGCCAACCGUAGGAUUUUCCACCAGGGAGAUGCUGCUCCUGUUGGGGGACAAUGGGCAGCUUGGGAAGUGUUUGGACUCUGCCUCUUCCUUUGGUUUGCAGUGCAGAGGGAUGGGGCUCCAGAGAGACGGUGGAGCCAAGCCGGGCACCCCCGGGUUCUGCGGAACAGGCUGCCCCCAGCCUUCCUGCCGGAGCUCCGCCUGCUGGCAGAUCAUGACACGGCUGAGGAGCCCUCGCCAGCCCCCAGGUUCACAGAGCUGGUGGAUGGCAGAGGGAGGAUCAGUGCCAGGUUUGGCACUGCGCUGGGAAGAUCGAUCACUGUGAAGACACAGCCAGAGGCUCCAGUGAAGCUGGAGAACACAGAGGUGUCCAGCUGGGACAGUCUGGCACUGCAGCUGCGUGAGGCAAAGAGCAAGAGAGAGGGGCAGAGCUGCUCCAAGAAUCCCUGCAGGAAUGGAGGCACCUGUACCCGAGAUGGGGAGUCCUACCACUGUGCCUGCCGCCCGGGCUUCAAGGGCCGCGUCUGCCAGCUGGCCUGCAAGAAGGUGCCACACUCGUGCACGCGGCUGUACUCGGAAACCAGGUCAUUCCCAGUGUGGGAAGGAGGCACCUGCCACUAUCUGUCCAGGAGAGUCUACAAGGUACACCAGGAUAUCUGCUACAAGGAGAGCUGUGAGAGCACCAGUUCCAAGAGGACAAGCAGCAGAAAGCCAAGCACCAGUCACACACUGAAGAAGCCAUAGAAGGUUUAAAGCAGUAGAAGCUUCGUCUUUCCACAUCUAAGGGCUUUUUGAACAUCAGGAAGAUCAGAUCUGCUCACUGGGUUGAACACAGCAGGGGAGCCUUCCUGCCUGGUGUCAACCUCUCCCUCUCCUCCGGCCCAUUAGGGACACGCGGCUGGAUCAGCACACUGAGUAGUGCUCCCUUUCCCCCUGCUGGCCCAGCGCUGCCUUUGCUGGCCCCCUCUCUGCCCCCGAGGAGCUGAGCACCAGUGCCCCUUGAGGGGGCCAGCCCUGCUCAGCACCCCCAGCCACUCUGCACAAGCGACGGGCUCCCCGCUUCUCUCAGGGAUCAGCCCAGCCCCUUGCCAGCAGCAUCUGCACCAAUCUGUUUUCGUAAUCCAAGGUUAUAAAUUACCUAUAACCCUCAAAUAAAACAGUUUAAUGCAGACCAAAAAGCUUUAGCCAUCACCUGACAUCUGGCCCCCAAAAACAUGCUCUGAGGAGCAGCCUCUGUAGAUGAGUUAGAAAUGGUGAGCAGCUCCAAGUGCUGAGGUGAGCACGGGCAGUAGAGGAGCAUUCCUGUUUCCUCUGCUCUAGCAGGGGAAACUGAGGCAGCUUCUACUGCCUGCCUUUUUUCUUUGCUUUGUACACAAGCCCUGGUUUAAACCAAAUUUCCAGCUCAGAAACCAAUAGAGCACCUAAAAAAGAAUUUAAAAUGUGUUUUGUAGGGUGAAAUCUGUCGGCUGAGGCAUGCCAGUACCACCACACUUGUGGUUGCCUCCACACCAGUGCAGGGCACGGCAGAGGCUCGGUGAGGGAACCAGCCCCACACGGCAUCCCCUUGCACUGCACCUCCAGGGUUCUGUGGAGGAGAGGACCAGCACCCAGCACUGCAGCAGGGCAGGCAAGGAAAGAAAAAGUGUAGCUUAGAAACGUUCCUAGUUUUCGUGAGUUUGUAUGACAACACUAGUUAAACAUAGGUUUGUGUAUUAACGUACACGGUGUAUAUUAUAAAUUAACACAUACCAGAGAUAUAUCGCAGUUAUGCUAUAGAGCGCCACGGCCCCAGCAGAGUGGAAUUAUUCUGGUGGGGAGGGCCUCCCCUCCUGCCAAGCAGAGCUCUGCUGCUCAGCCACGUGUCUCAAGCAGCAGCUUGGAAGCUGCCCUCAGAGCAGGACAGGCCCAGGAGUUUCAGCACUCCCGCCACCACCCUCUUCCUCCUGGGAGCAGUGUACCAGGGCUCAGCCUGGGGCAGGGGCAAUGGGAAGCCACGAGCAGCUGGCCAGUGUGCUGCUCCCCUCCUGCACCACCUCUAGCUUUGCUCCCACGGGACAGACAGGCCUUGUUUUCCUCCAAGGCUGCCUGGUCCUGCUCCAGCUGCCUGGCAAGCACAGCGGCCCUGCCUUCCCAGGGCAGGAGAUGAAGCCAGCCCUCCCUAGCAGGAGGAGCAGGGCAAGGGCAAACCCAAACAGGAGAGUUUGGAGCUGUGGUCUGAAAGUAUUUGCACCCCUGCUCUGUCAGCCACGCGAUCAGCACUGACAGGGGCUGUGGAGGUGGAGGCGGCCCUGCCAUGGGACAGUUCUGUAUCCACAGGACUUGUCCCCACACCACCAGGAAGCCUGGUCCCGCUGCCAGCCAGCAGAGCAGCCCACAGCCUCCUGUCCCACAGCUGGCUCAGUAUGUAAUGCAGCUGGAAGGUUUUAACCUAGUCUUGGAAAUAAAUUAGGGGUUUUUGUUUGAUUUUUUUUUUAAUAAAAACACUUUAUGGAAA